AUGGCUCCUUUGGUGCUUACACUGGUGGUUCUCCUACCUGUACGCUUUGCCAUUUGGAAUCGUGUUUGCCUGGUUAGGAACUGUAGGAUUGCCCGGACGAUUGGAAUUCCCAUUAGGAACCUCAUUGCAAGUGGUGACAAUCCAGUAUGGAUUCCCGCAUCAGGCAUCGUCCUUCCUAUUGUGAAAGCUGUAUUCGGCGAUUGUGAUAUCGUUCGGUAUAGCACGCCGGGCUGGGAGUUCAAAGACAAGUACGCGAUGCACCAAAAGCUUGGUAGUGCAGUAAUUCACGUCUCAGCUGGUCAUGACUGGUUAUAUCUCUGCGAUUCCGAUUCAGUCAAUGAAGUUUUCAAACGCAAAGAUGAUUUUGAUAGACCUCCAGAUUUGCUUCAGACGGUUCUCUCGUGUUUCGGACCUAAUGUCUCGACAGUCCAGAUUGGUAGCGUCAACGCAAAAUUACCAGUGCCCCAUUCAAUGAUAAAAAUAACUGAUAAGGAUACCCGUACAUUCUCACUCCAUGUUUUAUCUGGAGCGGGAUUUGGGAAAUCAUCCUCAUUCAAAAGAUCUACCGAACAGCCAGAAGCAGGACAGACUUUUGAGUACCGAGACUCUCUUGCUCUUGUGUUAGAGAAUUGUCUUCUUAUCCUUGUGCUUGGUCCUAAACUUGUCUCUAAGUUAUCCUGGCCACCAAAGUGGAAGCGAAUUGGACAAGCAACAGUUGGUUUUAAAUUCUGCAUGGCAGAGAUGCUGAAGGAUAAAAAAGAAGCCAUCGCGCAUGGGAAACCUAGAAGUGCGACGUUUACAAGUUCUUUACUUAGAGCUUCCAAAGAACAAUCUCAAUUAAGUUCAAACGGCUCUGCUCCAAGUGGCUUUCAAGGGCUCACCGAAGAGGAAAUCUAUGCAAACUUGUUUGUUUAUAAUUUUGCAGGCCAUGAUACGACGGCCGUUGUACUGAACUGGACAAUCUAUCUUCUCGCUGCGCAUCCCGAAGUUCAAGAUUGGAUCUCGAAGGAAAUGAAUGCUAUUAUCACGAACGAUAUGUCAUCGACAUGGGAUUUCAAGGAAAUAUAUCCGAGAUUAAAUAGAUGUCUUGCCGUAAUAGUAAAUAUCUCACCAUUCAAAUAA
Molecule: messenger RNA, 1122 nt
Organism: Botrytis porri
Lineage: Eukaryota; Fungi; Ascomycota; Leotiomycetes; Helotiales; Sclerotiniaceae
Exons: 5
Coding region: 1-1122 (373 amino acids)
Molecular function (GO): monooxygenase activity; oxidoreductase activity, acting on paired donors, with incorporation or reduction of molecular oxygen; heme binding
Source: RefSeq, a predicted model, not a curated record